This is a messenger RNA of Enterobius vermicularis (human pinworm), 1614 nucleotides long. The record is from the annotation of a GenBank genome assembly. NCBI's taxonomy places the organism in Eukaryota, Metazoa, Nematoda, Chromadorea, Rhabditida, Oxyuridae.
AUGUGGAAGCCAAUAGAAUCUGAAGUCUCAACUCAUUCCACUGAAUAUCAACAUAACUACGGUGAACUAAAGAAAGUGGUUGAUGAUCUAAAAAAUUUAAUUGGAAAAAUAACCGAAGGUGGAGAUGAGGCAGCAAAAUCAAAGCAUAAAAAACGAAAAAAGCUGAUGCCGCGAGAAAGAAUUGAAGCUAUAUUGGACCCUGGAUCGGCUUUCCUGGAAUUCUCGCAACUUGCCGGUUACCAGCUGUAUGAUGAGGUAGUACCAGCCGGUGGUAUCAUUACGGGCAUUGGUUUGGUAGCUGGAAGACUAUGUAUUUUUACUGCCAAUGAUGCUACCGUAAAAGGUGGUACAUAUUAUCCUAUAACUGUUAAAAAACAUCUUCGAGCACAGGAAAUUGCCAUGGAGAACUUUUUACCGUGCAUUUAUCUGGUAGAUUCUGGAGGUGCAAAUUUACCAAGACAAGCUGAAAUAUUUCCGGAUCGUGAACACUUUGGUAGAAUAUUUUACAAUCAAGCAAAUAUGUCUGCUAAAGGUAUAGCGCAAAUUGCUGUCGUUUUGGGCUCAUGUACUGCUGGUGGCGCUUAUGUUCCCUCAAUGGCUGAUCAGUCAAUUAUUGUUCGUAAAAACGGAACUGUUUUCCUUGGUGGACCACCACUCGUCAAAGCAGCUACUGGAGAAGAAACAACAGCCGAAGAACUCGGUGGGGCUGAUCUUCAUUGCUGCAAAUCUGGUGUAACCGAUUACUACGCAUUAAAUGAAGAAGAUGCACUACAACGGACUCGAGCCAUUGUCGCCGGAUUGGGACCAUACAACGAACUAAAUCAACGGGAUAGUAUCACUUUUGAAGAACCGUUAUAUCCCGCUGAAGAGCUGUACGGUAUUGUCGGGACAAAUCUUAUGAAACUUUUUAACAUUCGAGAAGUUAUUGCACGUAUCGUUGAUGGUUCUCGAUUUGAUGAAUUCAAACAACGUUACGGUGAAACACUUGUUACUGGAUUUGCAACAAUCUAUGGUAAAUUAGUGGGCAUAUUGGGUAACAAUGGUGUACUGUUCUCGGAAUCCGCUUUAAAAGGAGCACAUUUUAUUCAGCUUUGCUGCCAACGUAAAAUACCAAUAAUAUUCUUGCAAAAUAUUACUGGUUUUAUGGUUGGUCGUCAUGCUGAAGCUGGUGGUAUAGCGAAAAAUGGAGCAAAACUAGUUACAGCUGUCUCUUGUGCUCAGGUCCCAAAGAUCACAGUAAUUGUUGGAGGCUCAUACGGUGCAGGAAAUUAUGGAAUGUGUGGUCGCGCCUACGCGCCAAGAUUCUUGUAUAUGUGGCCGAAUGCAAGAAUAUCAGUAAUGGGUAGUGAACAAGCAGCAAAUGUAUUGGCACAAGUGCAAAAAGAUAAGCGUUUGAAAGAGGGUAAAGAUUGGACCGAAGAAGAAGAGCAGCGAUUGAGAGAACCAAUAUUGGAAAGAUUCGGGAAAGAGUCUCAUGCGUAUUACGCUUCAGCUCGUUUGUGGGACGACGGAAUCAUAGAUCCGGUUGAUACGAGACGUGUACUUGCUCUUUCAUUACAAGCCGCUCUCAAUGCACCAUGUCCCGAAACCAAAUAUGGUGUAUUUAGGAUGUAA